AUGGAACAAAGUGCUCCCUCAGUAGCGUCAACAUACCUCUACAAGCUUGCAGGAGGGGUCUUUAACACCUCUUGGCAUCAGAGAUAUUUUGUAUUUGAUGCGAUCAAUAAGGAACUCUCUUAUUAUAAGAAUGAGCGUGAGAAGAAAGCAAGAGGAGUCCUAAGUCUGUCAGGUGCCACUGUUUCUGAGAUAGCGACUUAUAAGGAUAAACCAAACGCGUUUUAUAUCAAAGCAAAGAGUAGCAAAAAGAUGUACCUUGCAGGCAAAUCUUAUGAAGAAGCUCAGCUUUGGAGAGAUAGAGUAAUCUUACAGCUCACAGAUGAGAGUAACAAUACAGGUUUCUUCAACAUGGAGAGUCAUCCAGAGGCUACCUCUGAUAAGCAUUCUGAGUAUACCUCUAGUUUCGUAAAUAGCAGGAAAGGCUCUGAAAUGAGUAGAAUAUUCAAAAGAGACUCUGAUUCUUCGAAUGAAGAAUCAAAGCUUGAUAAAUCAGGACCUCAAGAAAGACUCUUUGAAAUUGAUGAGGAAUGUCUAGGAGAUGGUAAUGAUUGGGAUGACCCAGAUACCCAAAGGCAUGAGUUUCCGGAAGAAUUCAAAGCUAUAUCAAAGAAGUACCAAGAUUUCCUCCUCGAACAAACUUCGGACUGGGCUGUGAUAAAAUAUUCAAAGAAUUUAAAAAUAUCUGCUUUAGAUUAUACACCAGGAAAAUCUGUGUUCAAAUUCUCAGAAUUGAAGAAUCUAUUGGUGCCAUGAGUUCUAUGAACAGGGAUAUUCUUCUUGUUUAAAACCUACGCUGCACAUCUCCCUCUCUUUGUGCUGUUCAUAAUACUUGGGCUAAUUUGUUACUCAAAGAAGCCUAACUUCAGGAGCCUUACGAGUAGGAAGUCUAAAUUAUUGAGAGGGGUUACAACUAUGCAGUGAAGUAGUUCUAAUAUUGCCAACUUCAUAACGGAUGUCAAAAUCAGGAAGAAAUACGACUCCAUGCAUGUCAACUUAGCUCAUGCUUCUGAUGAUGGGCUCAUCGAAGGAGCUUUCUUAUGUAUUGAGCAUUUUAGACCUCCACCUCCAAUGAGUGAGUAUUAUGACGGAAAUGACCAGGUGAAACAAAUCUUCUUGAAAUUCAAAUGUAUGCAUUACUCAGACGAAAGUUUAACUCAUUUUAUCAUCAGAAAGGCUGAGAAAUGGGAUGAAUGAUUCAUAAUUAUCCCAUUCAUCGAGAACCCUGAUGAGAGUUUAGUGUAUUACUACUCAGGUUUUGGUACUAAGCCUUCGCAUUUGAAAGAUUAUGAGGACGACCAUGAAUAUAUCCAGUACUUACAGGAGAAAAGGUUCGAUUUCUUGCAUGAUCUUAAACUUUACUGCAGCAAGCAAUCUCGGGUGAUCCAUAAAGCUCGGGAGUCGAACACUUUAAUCUCUCGUGUCCCAUCAAAGUCCCUCACGGAGAUGCUGGAAGAGUCAAAGAAGAGAGAAAUGACUUUUGAAGAGCGCUCUAAAAUCAUUUGGAAAGAAUUCGAGCAUGAGCUCACCUCUGAGAGUAUCAUCGUUGGUAAAAAUGAAUGUGUCCCAAUGGAUCAAAGAUUUCCUAAUUACAACAGAAUGAAGCAAGGCCAUUUGUGGUGUAACGAUAGUGAUAUUUUGAAGAACCAAAAAGGUAUCCUCAUCGACCUGGUUAAAAGAGCAGGCAAAAAAUUGAUGGAAGGGAAAGGAGUCGUCGCAGUCUCACUCCCUGUUAGACUCUUUGAAAGGAGAUCAACAGUUGAAAGAAUGUGUGAUUUAUGGUCUACAGGUCCUAUCUUCCUUCUAGAGGCUGCAAGGAGUGAUAAUCCUGUUGAGAGGUUAAAGAAGUGCAUCACUUUCUUCAUUUCAGGUCUUCACAUGAGCAUCGAAAUGAGGAAGCCGUUCAACCCUAUUAUUGGGGAAACUUUUGAAGCUUGCUGGCCAGAUAAUACUAAGAUAUAUGUAGAGCAUAUCUCUCAUCAUCCUCCUAUCAGUUCUUUCUUGGUGGAGCACCACAAAGGAAUGUAUAAGUACUAUGGAUCUUACGAGUACACUGCAAAACUGACUGAUUUCGGGAAUUCAGCCACAGGAAGACAGAUUGGUAAGAACUACAUCGAAUUUCCUGAUGGCACUAGGAUCGAUUAUGAGUUCCCAUACAUGAAGAUCGGAGGGCUUCUCUUUGGAAAGAGGACUAUCAAAUUCUCUGGGAAAGUGCAGUUUUCAGACCCAAAGAAUCACCUUAUUGGUCAGCUUGCGUUUAACUCUGAAGGAGGAAUUUUUAAGAGGAAACAAGGCCCAGUUGACCAAUUUACAGGGACAAUUGAGAGAAAUGGAACUGUUGUGAGCGAAAUUGAAGGAAGCUGGCUUGAAAAUAUCUCAUUUGAUGGAAAAAUCUACUGGCAAUUAGAUAAAUGCCAUAUGAUUAAACCUAUAAUUCCAUCCAAAUGCCUCCCAUCAGAUUGCAGGUUUAGGGAGGAUUCAGUCGCCUUUGGUGAAGGGGACCUCGUAUGGUCUCAGAAAGAGAAAGAAAGGCUAGAAGAGCUCCAAAGGGCUGACAGAAAGUUAAGGCAAGAUCAGGCUAAGUUGAGGAGAAAGAAGAAGUCAAAGAGUAAUUCAUAA
Moneuplotes crassus is the source of this 2616-nucleotide messenger RNA. The record is from the annotation of a GenBank genome assembly. NCBI's taxonomy places the organism in Eukaryota, Ciliophora, Spirotrichea, Euplotida, Euplotidae.